UUGUUAAUCAAGUUUGCAAAUUUUAUUAUAUUUUUGUAGAUGAUAAGUUUGAAACAACUUUAGUUACAAUAGGAAACAAACUUUCAGAGAUUUUCGGUUAUGAGAAUCAUACUCAACUUUGAAUUUCGUAAAUGCUAAGUAUCCCUCUAUAAAUACAUUAUCUUCCCCACUUUGCUCUUCCCAAUUAUCUUUGGUUUGCUUUAUUUAGUGAAAAAUCAGAGGAUUGUUUUCAACUCAAAAUCAGUCAUAGGUCAGUGGAAGUCAGUGAAAUCAGUAUCAAACGAAGAUCAGAAACCAAACCCAAGUUAAAAAAGAGAUGGAGAUUCAACCUGAGAAGCGUGAUUCAGCACCAUCAAAUGAUGAUUUUUUGAACGAUUGGCUUCCCAUUACUAAAUCCAGAAACGCUAAAUGGUGGUACUCUGCUUUUCACAAUGUCACCGCCAUGGUUGGAGCUGGUGUUUUGGGUCUCCCUUAUGCUUGUUCUUUACUUGGAUGGGGACCUGGAGUUGCUAUAAUGGUAUUGUCAUGGGUUAUCACUUUAUAUACACUAUGGCAAAUGGUUGAGAUGCAUGAAAUGGUUCCUGGAAAGCGUUUUGACCGGUAUCAUGAGUUGGGCCAGCAUGCGUUCGGAGAAAAGCUUGGGCUUUGGGUUGUGGUGCCCUUGCAACUGAUGUGUGAAGUCGGUGUUGACAUCGUUUAUGUUGUUACCGGGGGGACAUCGAUAAAGAAGAUUUACAACACGUUGUACCCUGAUGGCAAAGAGAUUCGAUCAACAUGGUUUUACGUGGCGUUCGGAGCGCUUCACAUUUUCCUCUCCCAUCUCCCCAGUUUCAAUUCCAUCACUGCCAUCUCCUUUUUUGCUUCUUUGAUGUCUCUAAGCUAUUCAACCAUUGCUUGGGUAGCUUCAGUUCGAAAAGGGGUUCAGCCAACCGUGAGUUAUGGUCCGAGGAGUGCUACACCAAAGGCCCAACUGUUUGAUUUCUUCAGUGGAUUGGGAGAUGUAGCUUUUGCUUUUGCCGGUCAUAAUGUGGUGUUGGAGAUACAAGCAACGAUCCCAUCGACACCCGGAAAGCCAUCCAAAGGACCAAUGUGGAAAGGGGUAGUUAUAGCUUAUCUCGUUGUCGCAGCAUGUUAUUUUCCGGUUGCCUUUUGCGGUUACUUGGUGUUUGGAAACCAAGUCGAGGACAACGUCCUAGUUUCGCUAGAAAAACCGGCUUACCUCAUUGUAGCAGCCAAUGCAUUCGUUCUCGUUCAUGUCAUUGGAAGUUACCAAGUCUUUGCGAUGCCAGUUUUUGACAUGAUGGAAUCAUUUCUGGUGAAACAAAUGCAUUUCAAGCCAAGUUUGAUGCUUCGGACCAUUACAAGAACUUCUUACGUUUUAUUUACAAUGCUCGUAGCAAUAACGUUACCUUUCUUUGGUGGGUUACUAAGUUUCCUUGGAGGAUUUUCUUUUGCCCCAACAUCUUACUACAUCCCUUGCAUCAUAUGGCUUAUUAUCUAUAAACCAAAGAGAUUCAGCUUGUCAUGGUUCGCAAACUAUAUUUGCAUUGGUAUUGGGGUGAUUUUGACGAUUUUGGGACCAAUAGGAGGAAUGAUUUCUCUCAUUCAUUCAUCGCAGACCUUCAAAUUUUUCUCUUAGAUUAUGUUUGUUACCUUCAUAUUGUACACUUAGAUUAUGUUUGUUUGGUCGUUGGGUUUUUCUUUUUACAUUCAAACCCUUCCCUUUCUUUUUUUUUUCUUUUUUUUCUUUUUUAAUAUUAUUGCUACAGACCUUUGUUUAGGAAUUUUUAUGCAUAAAUAAAACUGGUUUUCUUUUUAUAUUGUGUUUAUUUAUUAUAUUUUAUUGUGUACCAAAAUAUAUAUUAUGUUCUCUAUCAAAGUUUUGAUUAUGUUUGAGGCUUUACAGGUGUUUAAAAUAAUAGUUUAACAAUUUUACUAAAAUUCUACUAAAUAUUUAAGGUUUCUAGAGAUAAUUUUAUGGGAUAAUGAACUUUGUAAUAAAAGAAGU
This is a messenger RNA of Gossypium arboreum, 2008 nucleotides long. Its product is annotated as lysine histidine transporter 2-like. The transcript has 7 exons. Lineage: Eukaryota; Viridiplantae; Streptophyta; Magnoliopsida; Malvales; Malvaceae. Gene Ontology annotation, cellular component: plasma membrane. Bases 317 to 1639 code for a protein of 440 amino acids. The record is from RefSeq and is a predicted model, not a curated record.